This is a messenger RNA of Chrysemys picta bellii (western painted turtle), 5839 nucleotides long. The record is from RefSeq and is a predicted model, not a curated record. Lineage: Eukaryota; Metazoa; Chordata; Testudines; Emydidae.
GAUUGGUUUGUCAGCAAUCUGUGUUUUGCUUUGGAGUUUUAAAGGACAGACACAUUCUUCCAGCUCCACUAAUCCUCCGAUACAGAGGAUUUUCCUGCCAUUAAAUGAUAGCUUUGGAGGGGAAAAAAUGCCAACUCUUCAGAGAUGGACCAGUAGAACUAAUGGCAGGGUCCAGAGAAGGAUGGAGAAUGAAGCCAUUGCUCUGUUAGGCACAUUUCAGUGGUUCACCACUUGGUCAACCCUUGCUGAAAAGCCUUGUGAAGAAUAGUACAAAACUGAAGCGUGCACUGAAAAGGUCAGUGGCAAAAAUAAAUAAAAGGAAGAAAUCAGUGCGAUGGUUUGAAGCUUAGGGGAAAGAGUCAGUUUAGAAAAACCUCUCCCUAUGGAUUUCACUCUUCCUUUCUAGACACAGACACUAUAAUGGGAUGAUGAUAUGUGUAAAUGACAAUGGACUGAAACUGUCUCGGCUCCUUCCAUCUACUUUUAGAUCACAGAAGUUUACUUGCCAGACCUGAAAUGCCACAAGUGAAUAAUCAAGGUGAUGUUUGUCAUCAUUUUAAAUGUCAUUCUAUGUAUCCCCCACAUCCAUGCUGUGUGGGCCUGUGUACGUUCCUGCCCUGCCAACUGCGUGUGCACGCAGGAGCGGAGCUGUUCCAUCCUGUGUGACCGUGCCGGCCUUCUGCAGAUCCCCAGCGACUUCCCCUGUGAAGCCUCUUCUAUCAACCUGGAUAAAAACAGUAUUAAAUUCGUCUCAGAGAGGGCCUUUGGGACCCUGCCUUCCCUCAAAUCUCUCUCACUCCAGCACAACAACAUCUCCUUCAUCACUCCCGGGGCUUUCAAAGGGCUGCCCAGGUUGACUGAGCUUAAAAUGGCUCACAAUGAAUACAUCCGCUACCUGCACACUCGCACUUUCACUGCCCUCAAAAGGCUUGUCAGACUAGACCUAGCUGACUGCAACCUUUUCAACAUCCCAGACAGGAUUUUCAUAGAGCUCCCUGCCCUUCAGGAGCUCUUCUGCUUCCAGAACAAUUUCCGAAGGAUCCCUGGAGCCAUACGAGGCAUGGAGAAUUUGACCCAUGUUUACUUGGAGCGAAACAAGAUAGAAGCUGUAGCCUAUAACUCUCUGCAGGGCCUGACCAGGCUGAAGUAUCUUAACCUCCAAGACAACAGAAUAAAUGUCAUUCAUGACCGAGCCUUUCAAGAUUGUCAGAAAAUGGAGUAUCUCUACCUGAAUGACAACUUACUCAGUGACCUCCCAGAAAACUCCUUUGACGGGCUGAGGCACCUGAAAAUGCUCAAUCUUGGUGGGAACUUUCUCAGGAACGUGUCCAACACCUGGUUCCGGGACCUGGUUGAACUGGAGGUUCUGUACUUGGACCGAAACAGGGUCAACUACAUUGAAGAAGGGGCAUUUGAAAACCUAACGAGCCUGGUCUCUUUGCAUUUGAACAGUAACAACCUAACUACCCUGCCUUUUUCUGUCUUCCAGCCAGUCUAUUUCCUGGGAAGGCUCUAUCUUUUUCGGAACCCCUGGGAGUGUGACUGCAGGCUCGAAUGGCUGAAAGAGUGGAUGGAGAAUUACAGACUUGUCAGGGAUAUUCCUUGUGUCUCCCCCUCCUCAGUAGCCGGUAUUGACUUGGCGGAUGUGCUGUUUGACAGAUCACCUGAAGGUUAUUGUCUUGACCCAGUGGAGUUAAACAUCACGUCCUACAGCCCAACCCCGACUGAAGAGCCUCACUCCACCACAGAGAGCAAGUUCAGCAGCCUUAUCUCCAAGCUCCUGCUCCAGGAGGGCCUUCCCGAGGAGGUGGCAAACAUCACUGAAGCAUUAACCAACACCACCCUGUUGGACAGGCUAGGUGAUGAGGUUUCCUCAGGGGUGGGGGAAUAUGCUAUCUCCUGCUCUUUCCACCUCCUGGCACUCAUUACAGCUCGAGCAGUGGUGGUUCUGCAAGGUAAAUAACCCAAGGGCUGCCUCCAGCAUGUUGCUGUGUAAGAAUUGAGUUUCUGUAGAAUGUAGUCAUUAGAGAGGAGCUGAUGCUGCAGAGUUCAGAUGUUGAUCUGGCUCCGAAUUUCCCGGCAAUACAGGGGGUGUUUGGGUCCGGGAGUUUGGAUUGGGCCCAUCUUUGGAAGGAACUAAUCGCCCGGAGGCCGGGAUUUUAUCUUUUUUUGGGUUUGUGAAACCCCUACAUUGACAGAGCAUUAUGAGACAGCAGCAAUAAUAAGGAGUUUGAGCAAACAAUUGUCUCUGGGACAGCAGCUUUCCUCUGCUAGACGUGAACUGAAAGGGUUCCUUACUGAAGACAGCGCUGCAGCAUUUAUUCAUUUAGGGCCAAUCCUGAUUCUCUGGAAGUCUCUGGAAAAACUCCCAUUGAUUUUCAUGGGCGCAGGGAUUGGGCUCUAAAAUAUGAGCCUCACCCACAGAGCCUGAGACACAAUGAACCUGCGCUUCUGCUCAUGAUAUUUUAUGCUGAUAUAAUUCCAUUUACUUCAGUGGAGUUACUUCUGAUUUACACCAAGGCGGGAGGAGAAUCAGAUCUAUUCUAUUCAACAUGCACACCUGCUGCACUAUGCAGUGUGCACAAUGCCAAGAGGAGGCGGGAAAAGUGAGCAGGUCGGUAGCCCUGUGCUAAGGUCUGUGGCGUAACAGUUACAUUGGAAAUUGCAUUUAGGAAGAGCAAGCCAUUUUGACUGUGCCUAAAUUUUUCUCAUUCUCCCACCGCUGCUCUAACAGAGUGUUUCUCAAUGACCGGUGCCAGUCCCUGCGAUCACCCUGACAUAGUUUAGGAAGGCAGCAAGCCGGUUCCUGGUAUCAAAAAGGGUUGAGAAACCCGUCUAGCAUCCGUACAGCUUCAGUGGUGCUAGGAAGAGUGAGCGCGCUCAUGUAGAGAGGGCAGCAAUGCUUUUACUUAUCUAACCCUCCUCAGAGCAGAUUUAGAUGACACAGUGGCAAACCCACCAGUGGCCUGUCUAUAUUAGCCCUCCUACCUAGUACCAGUGGAGCUGUGCUGGUGAUAGACCAACAGUGGGGCACCUCAAGAAAUAUGGGUUUAGAGCAGGCUUCCCUGACCUGGUAAUUUCUUUGGGGCCUGUAUGUGGGUAUACAAACACAAACCAACCCCCCCGCCCCACUUGCUGGGGAGGAAAAAACUGAAAGGAAAAUAGACAAGAGACUUUGAGGAAUAAAUGGCUGAAUGAUGGUGGCUAAUUCACCACACAAAGGCUAAUUUUAGCAGUUUCUCUGUGCUUGAAUCUGUGACUGGCUAUUGCCGGGAAGAACUGGGGAAACAAAGUUUUAAAAAGGGCUUAAAAAUAUGACUGAUUUGGCAUGUAAGUAACACAGGCCAACCACAGUAGCUUCUACUUGGCCAUUAUUUAACAUGGCAGUUGUUGUUAGUGGUUGUGUCCUCAAGGAAUGUGACCAGUCACCAUUCCGAGUUAAACAAUUCCACUCCUUGUUUCUGCCGAGCCCCUCACAACAGAAAGGGGGCAGCAGUGGAUGUGGUUUAAUUAGGCCACAAUUUUAUUCACUUAAAAUAUCUGGCAGUAAAUUGUAUAGUGCAGGUCACCAUCCUUUCCUUAAUCAUUUCAAAAUAAUCUCCCACCCUGUCCCAGCUAUCUCAGUGCUGCAUCUCCUUGUACAAGGUAAAAGAGGACUCAGCAAAAUGGGGUUGGUUCCCUGCUGUUCCAGAUACAGGAGCCCAGUUCUGUCCUUCCUCAGCUCCCUUAAAGAGAGCUAGAGAAAAGAAGGGGUGGUGGUGGUGGUCAGCUCUCUGCUGUACCAGACAUAGGAGCUCCAACCCCCCAACCCCUUCCUCAGAAUCCUUAAGGGGUGCUUGUUUUCUUUCCGAUCUUUUUUCAUUCUGUUUUAGCGGGUGACUGUACUCUUCCAUAACGCGUAUGUGCACUGGACACCUGACAAGUUUUACCUAUUCAAGGGCAAUAUUAUGACAACCCCCCUACCCCAUUGUACUGGGUCCCAGACCUGCGGUGGGAAAGGUGAAAAAAAACACCCUGCCUUGGCCACUCUGGCAGUGAGGGAAAGAUUCCUGCCCAGCCCCCAGUGAAAAAAGGGGACUAAUAUUAUGCCCCACAACAGGUCAUGAGGAAACCCAGUCCUUUGCAAGUUUCAUGGGAGGGGAGAUGGGAGAAAUCAUGGCCAUUUAGCUCAUGCAAAAUGACUGUUCAGCUCAUGAACUUGCAGGCCAGUUGGUUUCUAAAAGCAGAAGGAACCUCUUCCUCAGCAAAGUGUACCAGCCAAAACAGGGGUCUCUCGUGGCUUAAUCAUAAACUCUAUUGGGUUCUGGUAUUAUUUACCCCACCUUUUCAAAGAAAAACAACUGCACAACAAUUAACAGCCAGCAAUUUCUGGUGCAGUGGUAAAUAUUCCCAAAUUAAAUCAUGUUAGUGGAGGUAAACUCCUGAUCUGUCUGUAGUUGUAUUAAAUUUUUUCCCAGUGAGCAUGCCAGAUGGUUUCAUAAAUGCCUGUUUGACCCGUUUGGUGCAUUAAAUUCAAUGACUUUGGCUUUCCAGGCUAUUUAUGAAUGCAUUAAUCUUCUUAAAUGCUAAAUUCAUCUGUGGAUUAUAAAUGGUUGUUUUUCAAAACCGUACCAGCCAAAUGCUGUAGAUUAAGUUGAAGAUUUCUUUAGGGGAGCAUUAUUUCACCAAGUCACUGAAGGUUUAUCAAUAGAAAUUUGACAAGUUGCUAGUGCACUGGGCACAGUGGUUAUUUUUCAUUUCCUACAGAUAGAUAUUUGUUGUAUGAACUGAAUAUUUUUAUUUUCUGCUCCAAGAUACACAAAAACUGAAGGGCAUUUUAUUGUGCAAUUGUAACAGGGAAGCAAAAUGUGGAUUUCAAGUUAACUCUUGCUUCAAAGGUCUUUCUUUUUAAUUCCGAAGAGGCCAGUUCAGCUCUGAAAUUGAAUCAACUCAAAGUUUAUGAUUCAGCUGUGACAUCUGAGAGACAGUAAUGCGGGAUGAGGAACAAGCCACCACACAUGACAUUUUACUGCUUGAUAACAUCUAGAAAUUCAGAGUGCUGGGGCAGUGGUCUUAGAUCCUUACAGAUUAAAUGUCUUAUGUAGCCAAAUAGUCUUACCAUUCCCAGAAAGCUUUUUUCUGCAAUAUUAUAAUAAAUCUGUGGCUGCCUGGGAACUUUACAGCUGUCAAUACUGCAUAGCCACUCAACUUCACUGCACCACAGGGGCCAGAGCUCACCUUCUCCUGAUUGAAAAGCCUACCUGAGGUAAGAGGCAAUUGGCACGUUAUUACCAACAUAGAGCAUAUGACACACAGUUGAGCAGUUCUAAUUCUAUUGAGAAGAGGCCAUGCUAUGUGUAUGUACACAGGCAAAUUCAUUAACAUGAAACAGUUUGAUUCACAUUGUUAAUACACUUCCUUAAUUCUGGCUGAGUGACUCCUCCCCAGCAAAGAAGUCUGGAAAACAAAGGGCUAUGUUUUAUUAACCAAUAGUUGCAACUGAAAGCCUGGAAGGAGAUUUCAGUGCACCGUGGGAAUUUUAAAGCAUGUGUUGGGCUAUACAUGACCUGUCUAUUUGUUUACCUUUCACCAAACUUCUUUCUAAGGCCCUAGGAUCUUAAAUACAGAGUAUUACACUGAGGCAUCUAGUAACAGUAAAACUGUUUUUCAAAUGAUAACUUCUGUUGAGUAGGAGGCAAAUUAAAAAUAGAAUCUUGUCUUUGGUUUGACUAGUUUGACUGUGUUCUAGGGAUGGGCUCAAGCUGCAAAAUUUGGCUCUAGGUGCAUAGGUGCUGCUGCACUCAGUGGCUUGAAGUGGUUUCCAUCAUAAACAGGGUUUGCAGUUCAGUUCAAUGGCUCU